This is a messenger RNA of Thelazia callipaeda (thelaziosis nematode), 4326 nucleotides long. The record is from the annotation of a GenBank genome assembly. NCBI's taxonomy places the organism in Eukaryota, Metazoa, Nematoda, Chromadorea, Rhabditida, Thelaziidae.
AUGUGGACCUUAUGGAUAGCUAAUAUACUAAUAUCUUCUAUAUUUGCUCAUGACGAUGUAUAUUGCCGUUCCUUGGAUAUUCGCAAUAGUCCGAAAAUGGCGUUUCAGGACAAGGAAACGAAUGAAAAGUGGUCAACUUUAACGAGCUGUACAGUGAUGGAAGGUGAUUUUUCAGUUUCAAUGAUUACAGGAUCAAAUUUCACGCAUGAAAAUUUUCCUGUAUUUAGUCGCUUACGCGUUAUUACGGGACACCUACUCGUAUUUCAAGUCAGUGCUCUUCGAUCACUAAAACAGAUGUUUCCUAAUUUGCGUGUUAUUGGUGGGCAAGAAUUGAUUAUGAACUAUGCAUUAGUAAUUUAUCAAAAUACACAUUUGGUAGAAAUUGGUCUGCCAAAAUUGACAACAAUUGUCAAUGGCGGUGUAAGAAUAAUGGACAACACUCAGUUAUGUUAUAGCAGAUACAUUGAUUGGAGUCAAAUAUUAAUUGGGCCUGCUAAUGAUAUUUUAACAGAUCAAAAUAAAGCAGCUGAUUCUGAUUUGUGUAGUGAUGAUUGUUUGCCGCAAAAUGAACAUCGAUGCCACAAACGUGAUCAUAUGCUGUCAUGUUGGGACGCUGAAACUUGUCAGCUCGAUUGUAAAUAUACGUGGAAUGAUGAUAAAACAGUUGGACCCGGUUGUGAUGAUGAGGGCGAAAAAUGCCAUGAGCAAUGCUUAGGUGGAUGCACUGCUCCUGAUGAUCCGAGUUUGUGCCACUAUUGCAGAAAUGUUGUGUAUAAGGGAAUAUGUAUGGAGAAAUGUCCAAAUGGCUUAUAUGAAGUGCAUCAUAUUCAUCUUGUGAGAAGAUGCGUAACAGUGGAAGAGUGUCACAAUAUAUCAGCGCCAGUAACAUUAGAAAAUAGCGGUAAAAGAAUGCUAGUUGUAGAGAAUAUGUGCCGUGUUGAUUGCCCUUUUGGACAAGAAAUUGAUCCGAUCACUUCUUCUCACUGUAUAAAAUGUGAAGGCUACUGUCCAGUGAAAUGUAAAGGAGGUACUAUUGAUUCAUUUGCACACAUUAAUGAUUAUUUGUUCAAGAAAUGUAAUGUCAUAGAAGGAUUUUUGGAAAUCGAAUUAAGGAAAGGUCUAGAUGCAGCAGCAAUGGGAAAAGUGAGUGAAGCACUAAGUACUAUUGAAAUUAUUGAAGGUUAUUUAUUGAUUGACUUCAGUAUAUCAUUUGUAUCUUUACAUAUGUUCAAACGAUUGCGGUUAAUAAAAGGAAACAUUUUAUAUAGAGAUAGAUAUUCGCUCGCAAUAUUUGAAAAUGCUAAUCUGCGACAUGUAUUUGACAUUGAAAAACAACCGUUAACUCUUGAAAACGGUACAGUAUUAUUCCAGAAUAAUCGAAUGCUAUGUUAUAGUCGCAUAAAAUCACUGAUUGAUCAUUUGCGACUUAAAGAUGUUAAGGAGAAUGACGUGUCGUAUUACAGCAACGGUGAUCGAGCGAUAUGCGAUGAAACAACUUUUGAAGUCCAUACUGAAGAUGUUCAUAGCUUUGGUUUUAUGGUAUCUUGGGUAGCUUUCAAUACCACGGAUAUGGAUCAUCGGAAAUUUUUGGGAUAUCAAGUAUUUUAUAAAAAAGUGGACAAGCCAGACCCAACGUUAAGCAUUGAUGAUGAUCGCUCGGCAUGUAGUGAUUCAUGGCAAAUGCAUUUUGAACCAGAGAAAGGAAACGGUAAUGGUUUAAAUCGAGGAGCAGGUAUUUUUGCGGUGGAAUCCAACACAUGGUACGUUGAUUUGGCAUCCACUUUUAGGUAUGCAUACUAUGUGCAAACGAAACUGAUCAAUCAUCCUGGUGCUCGCAAUGCCAUCUCUAAAAUCCAUUUUUUGAAAACACUUUUCUCUACUCCGGAUCCACCAAAAGAUGUUGUUGGCAAAUCGCUCAUUUCAAAGCCAGAUCAAAUUGAUUUGGCUUGGGAGCCACCCGAACGCCCGAAUGGUGAUAUUACACAUUAUAUAGUAAAAUGGCAAGUACUUGAUGAUGAUGCUUCUGCAGUCGCAGGGGGAGUAUGUGAUGAUAAAGGUGGAGCAAGCUUAAGGCAUCAUAAAGAUAUCAGUAACCGAUUUAUGCUAAGCAAACAUUCAUUUCCUGCGAAGCAAUCAUGCUCAAAAACUGGAUGCUGUGAUUGUCGAUUGUCAAAGUCAAAACAUGAGCAGCUAUCAAAUGGUUUUUUUUCAAAGAACGAUCAGGUCAAUAAGGAAGAUUUCGAAAGUGACGCGCAGAAUUUCAUUUUCAUAAAUUCACAAAAAAGUUCUGAUAAGCAGCCUAAAUUUCGCCGAAGUUAUCGGUCUCUUAUGAAAAAUUACAAUGAAUCAAAUGAAAUAUAUGUUGAUCAAAAAUUCGUGAAUAUCACACAAAAUGAAAUGAACGAAACUACUACUUUCUAUCGAGCUCAGGUGGAUAUUGGAACACACAUAAUCAAUGUCACUACUCUUCGUUUAUCAAUCACUGGCUUGCGGCAUUUCACACAGUACCAGAUAUGGGUACAUGCAUGUCAAAAUAUAUCGGCGCCAGGAGGUGCGUAUUGCUCGCAGCGACCAGGCUGGAUGGUUGUACGUACGGCACCAGUUCCAGUAAAUGAUUUGAUUGAUAAUCGUACAAUCAAAGUGAUUAAUUCAACAUUAUCUGAAAGAAAUCCUUAUAGUCGUAAAAUAACAUGGCGAGAACCAUUACGUCCUAAUGGAAUUAUUCUUGGAUACAGAAUAACCGUUGUAGCUGAAAAUCUAGCUCAGACGCCCAUUAGUCAAUGUGUGAAAGCAAGUAACUUUCGGGAACAAGAAGGUGUAGUGUUUAGUGGUCUAGCGGAAGGCGAAUAUCUAGUACAAGUGGAAACAAUAUCUAUGGCAUCGCUUUCAUUUCAUGGUAUUAAAGAAGUAGCGACAGCACAUAAAUUGUUCAGAAUUGUAAAACCGACUUUUUUUACACCAAUGGUGAUUGCAUUAAUGGUUAUAAUUUCUAUUCUUGUUGUGGUAAUUGGUAUUUUAAUUGUUAUAUACUUGUCAAGGAUGAUAGUUGGAGAAAAAGUUCGCGAAUAUGUCCGACAACAAAUUUCAGCAAAUCCUGAAUACUUGAGUCAAAUGGAUGUUUAUAAGCCUGAUGAGUGGGAAUUAAAAAGGAGUGAAAUAGAAUUAGAAGAAGAGAUCGGAAGAGGAACAUUUGGAAAGGUAUAUCGCGGAUGUGGCAAAAACUGUAGGUCAUAUUUGGGUAUUACCUUUGGGGAAUGUGCUAUCAAGACAGUAUCGGAGACAGCAAAUAGCGCUGAACGUUUCCAUUUCCUUAUCGAAGCAGGCGUUAUGAAGCAGUUUAAUACUUCUUUUAUUGUUAAGCUUUACGGUGUCGUUUCAGAUGGUGCUGAAGAAAACAUUGACAAUUUGCCAGUGCCUGGCACAGCCGACAUUCUUCGUUGGGCAACUCAAAUUGCAGAUGGAAUGGCUUACUUGGAAUCUUUGAAAUUUAUUCAUCGUGAUUUAGCUGCCAGGAACUGCAUGGUGGAUGAAUUUGAUACGGUUAAAAUAGGCGAUUUCGGUAUGGCUAGAGAUGUAUAUUAUCACGAAUAUUAUAGACCAGCAGGUAAGCGACUGAUGCCAGUGCGAUGGAUGGCACCGGAGUCAUUGAUGGAUGGUAAAUUCACUAUGAAAUCUGAUGUUUGGGCUUAUGGAAUUACACUUUAUGAAAUGCUUACGCUGGCUCAGCAGCCAUAUUUGGGGAUAGGUAACGAGAGUGUUUUUGAUUAUAUUGGUGUGAAAAAAAAAAUAUUAGCUCGACCCACUGGUUGUCCCGAUUUUUGGUACGAGCUUAUGGUGAGGUGUUGGAAAUAUGAUGCUCGUGAUCGCCCUACUUUCGUCGAAAUAGUUGCAAUUUUGUUGCGUUACGCUGAGGAGAUUACAUCCAAUUUUCCUGAUGAUGAGUUCCGUCAGCUUUCAUUCGUAGUAUCCAGCCAAACUAAUAUGAGUUGUGAUAAUGCAGAAGAUGAAGCGUUGCACACAAGCGAUACUGUUAGACUCGUUCGAAGUGUUAGUGUAGGAGAUGUUGACCAUGAUGAGACCUUACUUAUCAGUCGAGCAAAACCACUAUUAAGUAAUUAUAGCAGCAGUGAGAAUGUUCACUAUUUAUCGAGCAUAAAUAGCGAAAGUAAGGAUGGAACAAAGCCAAGUUGUUCCUUCAGUCGGCGAAGAAAAGGUCCGUCAUGGUUGUGGGAUGGGGAUGAUUCUGAUGAUUUUUUGAGUCGUGGGCAUAAAUCAGACAAUAACAUUAAUUUAAUGAGGUUUGAUAAAAACGAUGAUGUGUCUUAA